AUGCCCCCUACUUUUGGAUGGAUUAAAUGUAAUACUGAUGGAGGCUAUGAUGACAUUACUAAGGAUAAUGGUGCAGGCUAUGUGAUGAGAGACUUCUCCAGUAAGGCCUCUUUUUGUGCUUUUAUUAUCUUCGAUGUGGAAUCUGCUGAAGAGGCUGAAGCUAGAGCUAUCUGGGUUGUUUUGAAGAAAGCUGUGGAAUUAAAGCUUACGCAUAUCAUUGUGGAAAGUGAUGCACAAGAACUGGUUUCCCAAUUCUCUGCUGGAAGAUUUGAUGGAACUCCUAGAACUAAUGCAAUCAAUAAAGACAUUCAACUUUUUGCUUCUUCUCUUAUUGAUUGUAUUUUCUCUUUUCGACCAAGAACUUCUAAUUAUGUUGCUCAUGAACUAGCUAAAUGGGAAAAAAAUAACAAGUCGUCUAUGUACCGGUCCGUCCCUCAUGUUUGGCUUAGGCAUUUUGUUGAGGAAGACCAUUAG
Papaver somniferum (opium poppy) is the source of this 474-nucleotide messenger RNA. RefSeq lists its product as uncharacterized. The record is from RefSeq and is a predicted model, not a curated record. The transcript has a single exon. Gene Ontology annotation, molecular function: nucleic acid binding; RNA-DNA hybrid ribonuclease activity. Lineage: Eukaryota; Viridiplantae; Streptophyta; Magnoliopsida; Ranunculales; Papaveraceae. Bases 1 to 474 code for a protein of 157 amino acids.